Myotis davidii is the source of this 2575-nucleotide messenger RNA. RefSeq names its product eomesodermin (gene EOMES). Gene Ontology annotation, molecular function: RNA polymerase II cis-regulatory region sequence-specific DNA binding; DNA-binding transcription factor activity, RNA polymerase II-specific. The transcript has 6 exons. Lineage: Eukaryota; Metazoa; Chordata; Mammalia; Chiroptera; Vespertilionidae. Gene Ontology annotation, biological process: CD8-positive, alpha-beta T cell differentiation involved in immune response; endodermal cell fate specification; mesoderm formation. The record is from RefSeq and is a predicted model, not a curated record. Gene Ontology annotation, cellular component: nucleus. Bases 156 to 1415 code for a protein of 419 amino acids.
GUCAGGCUCCCCUCUACGGGCCGUACCCCAAGGCAGCAGCCGCGGGUUCGUGCGGAGGAUGGGGGAGCUUGGAGGUUUCUGGUUCCAGUUUACGUGCUCACGUCUACCUAUGCAACCGGCCUCUGUGGCUCAAGUUCCACCGCCACCAAACCGAGAUGAUCAUUACGAAACAGGGCAGGCGUAUGUUUCCUUUCUUGAGCUUCAACAUAAACGGACUCAAUCCUGCCGCUCACUACAACGUGUUCGUGGAGGUGGUGCUGGCAGACCCCAACCACUGGCGCUUCCAGGGGGGCAAGUGGGUGACCUGCGGCAAAGCCGACAAUAACAUGCAGGGCAACAAAAUGUACGUCCACCCAGAGUCUCCUAAUACUGGUUCCCACUGGAUGAGACAGGAGAUUUCCUUUGGGAAAUUAAAACUCACCAAUAACAAAGGCGCCAAUAACAACAACACUCAGAUGAUAGUCCUACAGUCUUUACACAAGUACCAGCCACGACUGCACAUUGUUGAAGUUACAGAGGAUGGCGUGGAGGACUUGAAUGAGCCCUCAAAGACUCAGACCUUUACCUUCUCAGAAACGCAGUUCAUUGCCGUGACGGCCUACCAAAACACCGACAUAACGCAACUAAAGAUUGAUCACAACCCCUUUGCAAAAGGCUUCAGGGACAACUACGAUUCCAUGUACACCGCUUCAGAAAAUGACAGGUUAACUCCAUCUCCCACGGAUUCUCCUAGAUCCCAUCAGAUUGUCCCUGGAGGUCGGUACGGCGUCCAGUCCUUCUUCCCGGAGCCCUUUGUCAACACUUUACCUCAAGCCCGAUAUUAUAACGGCGAGAGAACCGUGCCACAGACCAACGGCCUCCUUUCACCCCAACAGAACGAAGAGGUGGCCAACCCUCCCCAGCGGUGGCUUGUCACGCCUGUCCAGCAGCCUGGGACCAACAAACUAGACAUCGGUUCCUAUGAGUCUGAGUAUACGUCCAGCACCUUGCUCCCCUAUGGCAUUAAAUCCUUGCCCCUGCAGACAUCCCAUGCCCUGGGGUAUUACCCUGACCCAGCCUUCCCUGCAAUGGCAGGGUGGGGAGGUCGAGGUUCCUAUCAGAGGAAGAUGGCCGCCGGACUCCCAUGGACCUCCAGAACCAGCCCCCCUGUGUUCUCUGAAGAUCAGCUCUCCAAGGAGAAAGUCAAAGAAGAAAUGAGCUCUUCUUGGAUAGAGACUCCCCCUUCCAUCAAGUCUCUGGAUUCCAACGAUUCGGGAGUGUACACCAGCGCUUGUAAGCGAAGGCGGCUGUCUCCCAGCUCCUCUAGCAAUGAAAAUUCUCCCUCCAUAAAGUGUGAGGACAUGAACGUCGAAGAAUACAGUAAAGACACCUCAAAAGGCAUGGGGGGCUAUUAUGCUUUUUACACAACUCCCUAAAGAGUGGUUUUGACCUCAUCAAAACGAGCUAAGUUUUUGCAGAUGAACUUGGUGGUGUUUUUUUGUUGUCUCCUUUGCCUAGGUUGCCAAAAAGAUGUUUGCCUUCCACCUUGAUGCAUCCUGUUCUGUGCAAUUCUCUAAAAGAAGGUGCCAAAGCUUUUUGAUUGCUGCAGGUAAUGGAAACAAGCCUAGCAUUUUAUUUUUUUCUUUCUGAAAUACAGUUAAUUGAGGACUUGGAAGGGUUUUAAAAUUUGAAGGUCAUUCAAAGUUCUGGAUUUAUUUAUUGGAAACACUAAACAUUCAGAGAAUGGGGCUGCGAAGAUGGAGUGCUGAGCGCUAUCCAAUGAGUUCAAAGCUUUGGUUCUUAUUUCUGUUUUUUAAAUCUGUGAGCAUAUAGAAGCCCAGAAUCGGUUAAGGUAUUUUGCUUCUAGAAGAGAAGGGCUGGUCCUUAAGCUUCAACAGGGGACUUUUUGCUGUUACCUUCUGCAAGGGACAAAAGAUGUUAGGCCUGGGAGGCAAGAAAAACUUUUGUAAAAGAAGGUAUUGGUCUUACUGACUUGGAUUCCUCCCAGGCUUUCAGCACAAGCCAUGUCUGCCCUGUUCAUGAUUGCCUCGCUGGCUAGGCCUCUGCUGUGUGCCCGGGUGGCUCAUAAGACUCAGGAGAGGACAAGGGAGGGAAUCACCCCCCCCCCUAAAGGAAAAAAGAAUGAACGAAAAAGAAAAAUUUAAAGUGUACAGUUUGUGUGCUUAGAUACACUGUAGAAUAAUGUGGAAUAUAUUGUACAAAUAGUCUACCUGUGUGUCUGAGAUGAUGUAAAAUCGGUGCUUUGGCUUUUGGACAGAAUGUGCAGAUCACCUGGCAACAGCUGCGGGGGCGGGGGGUGGGGGGGGGAUCCUUUCUCUCCUCAUCCCAGCCGAAUUGGGGAAUGUUCUGUUUACUUUUUAGAUAGUUAAGAAUGUAUUCAGCUACUCUCUACUUAACUUGAACCGUGUCUAAGGGAAACUCCUAUUUCGUCCUCUUCCUUCGCCACCCCCACUACCCAACUUGGUAAUGUGAAGAAAGUAAAACCCGAUGCCACAGCUCCUGUAGGCUUUUUAGAGACCUUGGAUUUUCAUGUACAGUCCUAGUAAUUUUUUAAUAAAUGUGGUUCAUUAAGGGA